Messenger RNA from Talaromyces atroroseus, 1590 nucleotides. RefSeq names its product Pyruvate kinase. The record is from RefSeq and is a predicted model, not a curated record. Gene Ontology annotation, molecular function: pyruvate kinase activity; potassium ion binding; magnesium ion binding. Gene Ontology annotation, cellular component: cytoplasm. The coding region runs from base 1 to 1590 and encodes 529 amino acids. The transcript is spliced from 8 exons. NCBI's taxonomy places the organism in Eukaryota, Fungi, Ascomycota, Eurotiomycetes, Eurotiales, Trichocomaceae. Gene Ontology annotation, biological process: glycolytic process.
AUGGCUGUCACCAACUCCUUCGAUCACCUUACCAACCGCAUGAAGCUGGAAUGGUACUCCCAUCUUGAUACUGAGAGGGUCCCAGAUCGAAACUAUCGUCGUACCUCCAUCAUCUGUACCAUUGGCCCCAAGACCAACUCCGUCGAGAAGAUUAAUGAGCUCCGCAAAGCCGGUCUCAAUGUUGUUCGCAUGAACUUCUCUCACGGCUCGUACGAGUACCACCAAUCCGUUAUUGACAAUGCCAGGGAAGCCGAGCGUACUCAGCCCGGCCGUCCUGUCGCCAUUGCCCUUGAUACCAAAGGACCUGAGAUCCGUACCGGAAACACAGUUGACGACAAGGAUUUCCCCAUUGCUGCUGGAGCAAUCCUUAACGUCACCACUGAUGACAAAUAUGCCACUGCCAGUGACAACAAGAACAUGUAUGUCGACUACAAGAACAUCAGCAAGGUGAUCUCACCCGGCAAACUCAUCUACGUCGAUGACGGUAUCCUUUCCUUGAAAGUCGUGGAAGUGGUCGACGACAAGACGAUUCGCGCACAGUGCCUCAACAAUGGCAACAUCUCUUCUCGUAAGGGUGUCAACCUUCCCGGCACUGAUGUUGAUCUCCCCGCCUUGUCCGAGAAGGACAAGAACGACUUGCGAUUUGGUGUUAAGAACAAGGUUGACAUGGUCUUUGCCUCAUUUAUCCGCCGCGGCGAGGACAUUAAGGAAAUCCGUAAAGUCCUCGGCGAGGAAGGUAAGGAGAUUCAGAUCAUUGCCAAGAUCGAGAACCAACAGGGUGUCAACAACUUUGAUGAGAUUCUCGAAGAGACUGACGGUGUGAUGGUCGCUCGUGGUGAUCUUGGUAUCGAGAUCCCCGCCCCUAAGGUGUUCAUUGCCCAAAAGAUGAUGAUCGCCAAAUGUAAUUUGAAGGCCAAGCCCGUCAUCUGCGCUACCCAGAUGCUUGAGUCUAUGACAUAUAACCCUCGCCCAACUCGUGCUGAAGUCUCGGAUGUUGCCAACGCUGUUCUUGACGGCGCUGACUGUGUCAUGUUGUCGGGAGAAACCGCAAAGGGUAACUACCCCAACGAGGCCGUUAGCAUGAUGCACGAGACCUGUUUGGUGGCCGAAGUGGCAGUUCCUCACUUCAACGUCUUUGACGAGUUGCGAACUCUUUGCCCUCGCCCAGCUGACACUUCUGAGGCUAUUGCCAUGUCGGCUGUCAGUGCCAGUUUGGAAUUGAAUGCCGGUGCCAUCCUUGUCUUGACCACUAGUGGAAAAACCGCUCGUCUGUUGGCCAAGUACCGUCCCGUCUGCCCUAUCAUCAUGAUCACCCGUAACGAGGUUGCUUCUCGGUAUUCGCACUUGUACCGUGGCGUGUACCCCUUCUACUUCCCCGAGAAGAAGCCCGACUUCAACGUCAAGAUUUGGCAGGAGGAUGUGGACCGUCGUCUCAAAUGGGGUAUCUCCAACGGUAUCAAGCUUGGCGUCAUCAACCGCGGCGACAGCGUUGUCUGUGUCCAGGGUUGGCGCGGUGGUCAGGGCCACACCAACACCAUCCGUGUUGUCCCUGCUGAAGAGAGCCUUGGUCUGGAUGAGAAUGACCCAUGA